AUGGUCGGUCAUGACCAGCUUCGCAACCAUGACCUUGAGUACCACAGCAACACCUUUGUUGCUACAGUCACCACGAACGAUGACUCAACGCAGAAGCACGUUGUGAGGAAAGUUGGGGACUUUUUCGUGUGUCCGCUUGGAUGCGAGGCAACCAUUAGGACAAAGUCAGGAGGCCGCAAGUACUUGGUCAACAAGAUCUGCAUUGCCAAGGACAAGGUCAGGGACAUUGAGGAAGAAAAGGAUUUGCCCGAUUCUGAAUUGCCUAUUCGAGCAUUGCCAAAGCACUUCCUGAUUCUCUUGGAUCUUGGAGUGGAGCAAUAUGCUCUUGCUCACGCCUCGGUGAUCGCCAAGUUUUCCGCCGGGCAAGGGACAGAUGGAAGACAAAACCUAUUCUCGCGUAACCCGGGCAACCAGGGGCCUGGCAGCCCUGGGGCAAAACUUGGCACCCGCACUCGCAAGCGAAAGCAUGGUGAGGAUGAAGUGGCUUUGACAUGCUCAUGCUCAUCAAUCUCGACGCUGGGUUUGGAGCGCACAUUAUCGGUGUCCCCUUACACAGCCUGGCUCGUACGCCCCAAGUUUGUCGAACUCGACGACCGCAUGUGA
Molecule: messenger RNA, 603 nt
Organism: Linnemannia hyalina
Lineage: Eukaryota; Fungi; Mortierellomycota; Mortierellomycetes; Mortierellales; Mortierellaceae
Source: the annotation of a GenBank genome assembly